UGAAUAUUCGGAUUGUACCGUUAUUUUAAUCCGUAUUUCUACAUCACUAAUGCAAAUGUCAUGUUAUUGUUUUUGUGGUUAUUAUUUUCAAAUGUCUAACUAAUAAAUAAAAUAUUUUCCAGUUGAUGGAUUUCUCGAAUACGAAUAAUUUCGUUGGCGAAAAUGCCAUGGAUGUGGAUAAUGCCUCAAAUACUGAACAACGAAGAGAAACCGAACAGAAUAACGACGGAUAUGACAUUGUAGUAGUUUCAAGCCUAGGCUUACACGUGGAGGGCCCCAUUCCAUUCAUAAACCCCGAAAUUCCAGCUGAACAGCAUGCCAUAGUUCAAAUUGAGUCUAAUGAUGUCGAGUCCAAUAAUGGUGCUGCGCGUGUGUCUCCAGCAGUAUCUGUGGCAAGUAGCAGGGCCCCAUCGCCUACUGACUUACAAGAUGAAAUCAGUCAUGAUGCUGUGGACUCUGAGGCUAAGGGGGACUCAAAGAAGAGGUCACUGAGUGAAGAUGAAGAUGAUGGAACAUUAUGUCCCAUUUGCCUUGACAACUGGACCAAUACAGGUGAUCACAGGAUAUGUUCACUCAAAUGCGGACACCUGUUUGGCUACAAGUGUGUUACACGGUGGUUGAACAGCCAGCCUAAGAAAUCCUGCCCUACAUGUAAGAAGAAAGUAAAUCGGUCUGAUCUCAGGUAUAUCUAUGCCAAAAAACUCAUAGCAGUAGAUGCUACAGAAGUAGAGAAGUUAAAAUCAGAGUUGAACAAAGUAUUAGAAGAGAAGAAUAAAAUUCUCAUUGAUAUGUCAAAGUCUGCCUGUAGGGAACAAAUGUUAUUACAAGAAAUUAUGAAUCUAAAACAACAAAUCAAUUUAUUGAGUAAUAGUGUACCUGACCAAAGACUGCAGUCUGGUAGUGUUAACAAUCCAAGUUCAAAUGUUGUUAGGUUAUAUAUGGAUAAGUCAUUAGAACUCUGCAGGCAGAGUGGCUGUAGAGUAUUUGAUACAAAGCAGUCUCAAGAUAUGAUAAUGGCAUCAAUGAGAACACCCAAUGCGCUGUUUCCAGGAUAUGGCAUCCGUAAAAUCAACAUAUCUCAGUACAAAACAUUAUCUUUCAUGCAUUUACAUCAGCUUCAAAUUCGAGAUAUGGCUUUCCACCCCUUUCACAACUGGAUACUGACAGCUUCAAUGGAUAAAUCUUUCAAAGUCGUUGACACUGUUAGUAAUAAUGUUACGUAUACAACUAUGCAACAGAUGCCACUGUGGUCUUGUUGCUGGGAUGCCACCAAUCAGUAUCAUCUUUAUGUUGGAACUCAGUCUGGAUCUGUAGCUAAAUAUGAUGUACGCACAGUGAACGAGCCUGUAGCAACAUUGGCGGUAGCUGGUGAUAUGUCACCAGUUGUUUCUGUAGCCUCAAUUCCUUCACAGCCGGGCAGUGAUCUACAAAAUGGUGGUAUAGUCUCUUGCAAACUCAAUUCACUCUGGGUUUUUGAAAACUGUGCUGGAGACUAUGUGCAGCAUCCCCUAACGAGACUAGAGGGACCUUUUGUUAGUAUGAAAUACCAAGAUAACACUAGGCAACUGCUAGUUUCAUCUAGACCAAAUAAUAGGAUCUCAUAUUCUCGUCAUACGCUUUGUACUUUAGAAAAAAUCAAUGACUCAGUUACUUGCAAUGUAAGUCAUGGUUUUCAAGGUGGCGGGAUGCAAAAACUGUUGUCGAAAUCUUGUUUUGUCACAGACAGGCAAGACUAUGUAGCUGCGCAUCAAGAGUGUACGAAAAGCGUGCAUUUAUGGAGUAUAAAUACUGGUCAAAGAGUUGCCUCUGUGCCUGCUCAUGAUGCAGUUUUAGAUUUGAAAGGAUUACAAACGCCUAGUGGAAAUUUCCUCCUGUCUUUGACUGAGAAGAAAAUGGAGUUUUUCAAAUUUCUCUAAAUGACAAUAUUUUUGUAAUACUCCAGUGAGUUUAAAUCCAUAGCACAGCUUAGAUAACGAUCAGCUAUGUAACUCCUGUUAGUGUCAAAUACGGACGCCAUUUCGACGGAGAAAACCGCAUGUGAAUCCCCCUAGUACAACGAUGAAAGAGGUUUUAGCGUUCAGCAGCAUCCAGUGUUGCCACGUUUCAUGCCAGCGGAUAUUCUUUGAAAUCGUAAAAUGAUAGUAUCUCUAUAUGAUGUAGUGUAGUUUAUGUGAAUCAAUAAUAAAAAGGACUAUGUUGGUCCAAAAAGAAGCGACGGGUGUUUAUUUGUUUAUGAAAUGAAUUUGUAAUGCUGGAAGUAUUUACAAUGUGAGCAGUUUUGAAAACACCAGACAAAUACAACAUUCACUCAAUCACAAAAAAGUCGUCGUAGAAAAACGAGAGCUAUGAACAUUUAAAUGAGAGAUUUAAGAAACAUUGUUCAUCAGUAAAACUAAACCAUUUUGCACGAACAUUUUUUAUUUUUCGCCCAACCUAAAUCACCUAGUGGAGAGCGGCGUAUUUUUCAGUUGGCUUUUCUGUGUAUUUAAAAUAUGGGAAGUACCGAUCGCUUACGUAUUAAGAACUCGCCCUGUAUUAGAAGCAUCCUAGCUGAGGAGUCGUCAGAAGUGUCAGAUUUAAUUGCGGUGUAUCAACAGUGUUUACAUUAAAAAUGGAAUGGAUCGAGAAUAUCGCAGCAGCAAAGAAUGCAUUUCAAAAGUAAAUAUUUUAUCAUUUAUUGUAAAUACUUCCAUCAAUAUGAAUUUAUUUUAAAACAAAAACUACAACAGAUCAUGUCGCAAUAGUAUAAUUUUUUCGAUUGCAAAUAAUAUCUGCGGCUCUGGCAGGGUACGUGGCAACACUGGCUGCUGCUGAGCACUGAAGUCUUUCAUCAAAAGUACUGGUGGAAUUUACAUUCGACUUUCUUCGCCGAAAUGGGGCUUGUUUUAACAGUGAUAGGAAAUCUUUAUAGCUGAUUGUUAUCUAAGCUGUGUCCAUAGUAGUAUUAUGUAUCUUUUUACUCAGCUAGAACUACAACUUGAAGCUGGCUGUCAUAUGAACUGUCAAAAAACAUAGUUGUAGCCAGCUACAAAGGUAUAUAAUACCUCUGGAGAUUUGAGCUUACAAAUUGGUAAUUAUGGAAUUGCUAUUUUUCCCUCUAAAUGUCAUGCAGAGUGUUUCUCAGAUUUUUUCAAUCUUGGUGUAUAGCUAGAAGAAUACAUAUAAGAAAAUGGACACUUGAAAAUGUGAUUCUUACUUUAUAUUUCAUUAAAAAUCUAGUGUAGGAGGCAUAACUUGUAAUGUGCACAACUAUGAAGCACAUUGAUCAUAUAAUAAUGAUUUGUUUUAUAUUUUACUACCCAUAUUAUGGUAAAGUUAUGCGCCCUAGCACUAUUGAAGUACUGAAACACUUUAUUUGAAUUCAUUGUUAGUUUUAAGUUUUUGUAGCAUCAGAAAAAAACUCUUUUAAGUUUAAGGUGCCAUGCGGAAAUUGCAGAAAUCUUAAUCAGGAAUUUUUAAACACUGAAUGUUCUACCUCAAAGCAUGUUUAGUUUUAGUUAGUUGAUGCAUCACAUAUCUACAUGUGUUCCUCUUUAAGUCUUAUACAUUUUGACGUGACUAUUUUCUGUAUAACUUUUAAACUUCAUAAUAGUGAUCCUAAAUGUCUUUGUGAUUCCUUAAUAUCUCAUCAAUUGUUAAGUACAAUACAGCAAUGCUAAUAAUUUUGGGUUGCUGUGCUAAACUAAAUAUUCAAAUAUAAAAGAAAUUAUUCAGCGUUAUCUUAUUCUAAUCGGAGUGUUGAUACGAAAAUUUUAGUACAAAUCUCCAAAAUAUUUGCCACCUUGAAAAUUAUGCAUUUUUCUUAAUAACACAUUUUUCAAGUACUCUUAGAAUAUCG
Acanthoscelides obtectus is the source of this 3838-nucleotide messenger RNA. Lineage: Eukaryota; Metazoa; Arthropoda; Insecta; Coleoptera; Chrysomelidae. The record is from the annotation of a GenBank genome assembly.